AUGGCUUGUUCUUUCUCAGCUAGUAGCAUCAUAACCAACAAGAGCAAUACACUCUACGCCGCUAGCCCAUCUUACCGCCCAGGCAUGCCGAAACCACAAGGGGACGAGUAUUCCAAGAUUAUAGUUACGCCACAGAUGCAGAAGGAAGACACAUCGUGGAUUGCUACGGAGCUGCCGGACUGGGACUCUGCCAUCUAUAUGGUUGAAGAUCCUACAGCAGAGCACCACCCACCCAUGAACAAGGGUCGUGAAGCAAUGGUUUACCUCUCGUACAUUAUCGAUAACUAUGACCGAUUACCAGAUAUUGUCGCCUUCAUCCAUUCACACCAAUUUAGCUGGCACAACGAAGGCGUAUUUGGAUCUAAUGCCGCUACGAUGCUGCGACGCCUCAACUUAUCGUACGUAACGCGCAAGGGUUACAUGAAUCUUCGUUGCAGCUGGUCACCUGGCUGCCCGAGCUGGAUACACCCGGGUACGCUUAAGGAGGAUCUCACCAAGCAGGAGGAAAUUGUAUUUGCUCGAUCAUGGGCGGAGAUCUUCCCCAAUCAACCCAUCCCAGACGUCCUUGCGCAACCCUGCUGUGCGCAGUUUGCCGUCUCACGCGAGCGCAUCAACUCCAUUCCACAGUUACACUUUGUCUUGUGGCGCGAUUGGCUAUUGCACACUGAACAGAGUGACUACAUCUCUGGUCGUAUUUGGGAGCAUCUGUGGCAUGUUAUCUUUACUGGCGACAAUGUCGUCUGCCCUCAGGAACACCUUUGCCUCUGCGACGGCUAUGGUCUCUGCUUUUAG
Molecule: messenger RNA, 792 nt
Organism: Talaromyces stipitatus ATCC 10500
Lineage: Eukaryota; Fungi; Ascomycota; Eurotiomycetes; Eurotiales; Trichocomaceae
Exons: 2
Coding region: 1-792 (263 amino acids)
Source: RefSeq, a predicted model, not a curated record